AAAAGGAGCCUGAAGAGACGGAGCCUACUUCUGGAGAUGGUGUGGCAGAGCAACAGGGUCAAGGCACUGUUUUACCGGAUCUGAAGGGUGGACCUACCGGCAGCCCGGCGGAAGUAACGGCAUCAUCCAACUCUACAAGUGGCAGUGGUGAUGGCCAGAGUAAGGCGGAUGGGAAUGACGACAACAGCAAAGGGCCCAACCCCAGAGGGCCACACAACGACCCCGAAGCCAGUCAUACCAACGUUGCGCCCACAGCCAGUGAGACAAACCCACGGACAGCGAAAGCAGCAGCUACCGCCAGAACAGAUGGUACGGCAACGCCUGGCGACAGUGACGGCAGCACCGCGGUCUCCCACACCACCUCCCCUCUUUUGCUUCUUGUUGUUGCGUGUGCGGCUGCUGCUGCGGUGGUGGCUGCGUGA
Molecule: messenger RNA, 422 nt
Organism: Trypanosoma cruzi
Lineage: Eukaryota; Euglenozoa; Kinetoplastea; Trypanosomatida; Trypanosomatidae
Product: mucin-associated surface protein (MASP), putative
Exons: 1
Source: RefSeq, a predicted model, not a curated record